Molecule: messenger RNA, 303 nt
Organism: Protopolystoma xenopodis
Lineage: Eukaryota; Metazoa; Platyhelminthes; Monogenea; Polystomatidea; Polystomatidae
Source: the annotation of a GenBank genome assembly
CACACCCGGACUCACGAAUACGAGGCUCCCCAAACUAUCUCGCCAGAUGCUUUAUCUCGCGCCAUCGUCGAAGACGUGGACCAACAGGGCAGUGUUGAGACACUCAGUACAUCAGGUCUGCAUGAAGCGGAAGUCACUCCAACUACUCUUCAGUCACCGCCACCGCAGCCCCCGGAAUUGCGCUGGCGAGAACAGCUAAUACAACUGCAAGAGAUGGGCGUCGCAGAUACGCUGAUGGCGGUCCAGGCUCUAGAGGCAACAAAUGGAGACAUUUCACUGGCACUGAACAUUCUGUUCAAUUAA